AUGCUCUCUCGACUUGGCAUACGGGUAAGUGUAGUAGUGGAUUUGCCAGUUCUGUUUGGGCCAAUAUCACGAAGGGCUUUGAUGAAUUCUGGAGGAUGGCUCACAUUGACCCGGGAAAUGGAGUGGGGGUCUCUUUUUGGCACGAUUGUUGGAUCCCGGAGACGAUUCUCGCCGAAACUUUCCCCAGUGUUGCUGCCGCCGCGCCUAAUCAGGAUGCUUGGGUUUCUAACGUUCUGCUGCACACAGGUGAGAGUAUAG
This is a messenger RNA of Linum tenue, 258 nucleotides long. The record is from the annotation of a GenBank genome assembly. NCBI's taxonomy places the organism in Eukaryota, Viridiplantae, Streptophyta, Magnoliopsida, Malpighiales, Linaceae.